Molecule: messenger RNA, 5210 nt
Organism: Cloeon dipterum
Lineage: Eukaryota; Metazoa; Arthropoda; Insecta; Ephemeroptera; Baetidae
Gene: p120ctn
Product: adherens junction protein p120
Exons: 22
Coding region: 413-3646 (1077 amino acids)
Biological process (GO): cell-cell junction assembly; cell-cell adhesion
Cellular component (GO): plasma membrane; nucleus; adherens junction
Molecular function (GO): cadherin binding
Source: RefSeq, a predicted model, not a curated record
GCUGCUGCUACGGCUUGUAUCAAGCUUUUGGUGUUGCGUACGUCAGGACGACGAUCGUAGAGAAGAGGACCGUCGGUGCGAGCCCGUGCUUUCGAGACCGUCCGACAGUGGACAGUUGGGACAUCAGAAGCAGUCGAGCGGCGGCGCCGUGUGUGUUUCCUGCCGCGCAGUGUUGCGUUCGCGAGUGCGGUGUUACCCGGCCCCGGGCCCUUUUGCCCAGCAAACACGCAGGUUCUGCCCAGCCCGGUUCGCAGCGACAGGGUUGCACACCCCAGUUCAGUGAGUUUCCCACCCACCCAGUGGCGUCCCAGCCCCCCAUUCGGACAAGGACCGUCCGUCAACAUCUGCCCGACCUGAGCAGCGAGCAUCGGCCAGCUCAAAAACAUGAACACAGGCGCUCCUCGCAUUUGCGAUGCCAGUGUCGAUUGUUGCUAACGGGCCUGCCAGCGACUCGGUGAAUGGUGAUUGGAUCUCUGACAAGGUGCAUGUGAAUGGAAGUUUUAAUGGAAUUGGAGACGAUAGAUUGUCCACGUCAUCCGCAGAAACAGCAGCACAAAUAAUCACAAACAUGUCCAGUAGCCAACUAGUCGACUCUUGUCUGCUGGUGAACCGGCGAGUCGAAGAGCGACAGGAGCACAGCAGCGUCACUCGCACCGAAAUCACACAAAGGAGAGUUUUGCAAGAAAAAGGGUCGGAUAUGCCUCAGUAUGCUGGUCAGCCAGAAAUGCAGCAGUCGAGUUCUUACUCAGUAGACGUGGCCUUCCACUCGGGCACUAACGGCCACCCGGAUGGCCACUCCCCAAACUCGUCGCACCUCUCAGUGCACAGUGGGGAGGCCACCCUUGUCUCCAGGACGCAGAAACAACAGACCACUCAACAGGUGACAACGGUGACCAAAGUGGUGCGUGAGGUGCACCAUGUUGGGUCUGACGGACAGCCGGUUGAGUACGUCUCCUACCCCCCAGGAGCUGGUGCCGCCCCUGGAGCUUACCCUGCCGCGGCGUUUGGCAACUACGAGCACUUGCCUGGGCAGGACAACUACGCAGCGUCUGAUGCAGGAGGUGGCCUAAGGUUCCCAGAUGCGUAUGGCAGCUAUCAGAAUUAUGACCAUUACCCACCGCCCACGCGGCCCGACUACCCCUACACGAGUGCGGCGGCCGCCUACGGGACUGUGCCGGCCGCCUACCCGACCUACGGGGAAGGAGUGCCCGCCGCGUAUGGCGAGCGGCCACCAACGCCACCCAGCCCCAGCGAAAGGAGUGAAUCGCCUCCCCAACAACAAGCCCUUGCUCACGAUUACUUGAGGAAAGGAGCUCCUUACCCUCCUUCUGGUUAUGAUGAGCUGGACACCACCUUGCUGCCCCCAAGGGGCCAGGAACACUACAGGAUCACUCCAUCCCCGGGAGGAGCCGCUGGACAAUAUGGUCACUUGACGCAUCCUUGGAAUAUAGACGACGGCGGGGAUCCCUCGCAAAUCCCUCAUGGCCUGGAGAUCAUGACAGGCUCAGGACUAGAGGACGAUAGCAAGAUAGUUUAUGAUUAUGCACCCUCGUUUGGCCACGCUCCGUAUGGGGGCAGCAACGGAGGCGGCAACGACGACGUGCCUCACUUUGAAGACGAUGGCGAGCCCCCCGACCACCCAUACCCCAUGCAGAAUUUCAAUAGCUUAUCCCUUGACGACAAAGGAAUGAGAUGGCGGGACCCCAAUCUGACAGAGGUUAUCGGAUUCCUGAACAACCCGAACAACAUCAUCAAGGCCAAUGCAGCUGCCUACCUGCAGCACCUGUGCUACAUGGACGACCCCAACAAACAGAAGACAAGGGCACUCGGAGGCAUUCCUCCACUUGUCAAGCUGCUUGCCAACGAAAGUCCAGAUGUUUACAGAAAUGCUUGUGGAGCUUUAAGAAACUUGUCCUACGGGCGUCAAAAUGAUGAGAACAAGCGCGCAAUCAAAAACGCUGGGGGCAUACCACACCUUAUCAACUUGAUGAGGAAAGCUCCCGACAUCGACUGCAAGGAGCUGGUGACCGGUGUUUUAUGGAACUUGUCCUCGUGCGAAGAUCUUAAGAAAAACAUUAUUGACGACGGCCUAAUUGUGGUCGUCACCCACGUCAUCAUUCCUCACUCUGGCUGGGAUCCUACCUCGCCUGGAGAUACCUGCUGGUCGAACGUCUUUAGAAACGCCUCUGGAGUACUGAGAAACGUGAGUUCUGCCGGGGAGUACGCGAGGAAGAAGCUGCGUGAGUGCGACGGCCUGGUUGACUCGCUGCUCUACGUGGUCAAGUCCGCCAUUGACAAGUCCAACAUCGGCAACAAAAGUGUGGAGAACUGUGUGUGCAUCUUGAGGAACUUGUCCUACAGGUGUCAGGAGGUGGAGGACCCGAACUACGACAAGCAUCCGCUCCCUACGCAGAGCAGGGCUGGCGUCCAGCCCAAAGCAUACAGUUUGUGUCAAGGUGAUAAUCUGGGCUGCUUUGGCGCCAACAAGAAAAAGAAGGAGGCUCAGCCGACCCAGCAAAAGGAAGCAGCAGCCACAACUAGUCGAACUCAACGGACUGAACCUGUCAAGGGAAUGGAGCUUCUUUGGCAACCAGAGGUGGUGCAACUCUACUUGUCGCUGCUGCAAAGCUGCUCCAACCCUGAGACUCUGGAGGCGGCGGCCGGCGCAGUGCAGAACCUUGCCGCUUGUUACUGGCAGCCAAGCAUCGAAAUUAGGGCAGCCGUUCGCAAGGAGAAGGGCCUUCCCAUUCUGGUGGAGCUGCUGAGGAUGGAGGUGGACAGGGUGGUUUGCGCCGUCGCCACCGCCCUCCGCAACUUGGCCAUCGACCAGAGGAACAAGGAGCUAAUCGGUAAAUACGCAAUGAGGGACCUUGUACAGAAACUGCCGUCUGGCAACGCUCAACAUGACCAAGGAACCUCAGAUGACACGAUAGCAGCUGUUCUUGCCACCCUCAAUGAAGUGAUCAAGAAGAAUGCUGAAUUCUCAAGGUCUUUGCUGGAGGCUGGUGGAGUGGAGCGGCUGAUGAACAUCACAAAGCAGCGACAAAAGUACACGCCUCGUGUGCUUAAGUUUGGCAGCCAGGUGCUUUUCACCAUGUGGCAGCACCAGGAGUUGCGCGAGGUGUACAAGAAGCACGGCUGCAAGGAGCAGGACUUUGUGACCAAGACGGUGGCGGCGCGCAACGCGGCCGGCGGUCCCAACUCGCCCAACAAUGCCAACAACACGCUGAACCGGCCGAUGGCCAGCCAGGGCGGCACCCGCUACGAGGACCGCACCAUGCAGCGGCCGACUGCCAACAGCCGUAGUCCCGGCCCCUCCGGCAACUACCAGCGGGGUGAUGAGAUCCCCAUGGCUGACAUGUCCUACCCUGAGGGCGGAACUCACGCUCCUCCACCUGGAGGGGUCCGCAUCUAUCCCCCUCCUCCCGCCAAACCUGGCGAGCCACUUUACGCGCAAGUGAACCGGGAGAAGAAGAAGAACCGGCAAUAUGAGCAGCAGGCGUACCCGGACGAGCAGUUGGCACCUGGCCCUGGUGACAUGUGGGGCUACGAGGAGCAGCAGCAGCCGCCCAAGCACACGGGCAACGGCGCCCCCGCCGCCGCCGCCAUGGACCCCGAGGGCGCCGGCGGCGACUCGUGGGUGUGAACGAAUUUUCUGUCGGACUGCGAGACGAAAAUAUACAUACUUAAAAAUUGAUUUGUUGCCAAGUGAUUCCUCGUUUAAUUUUGCGUAAACAGAGUCGGUCUAAUAAGCCCCGGGCGAUCGCAGGAGGAAAGUGAUUUUUCGAUCCGCAUGGAGCCUGCGCAAUUUCUAUCUGACAUUCUCACCAGCUGAUAGUGUUUAGCCUGAGAUGGAGAGUUUGUGCCGAUGUUUGCUCCUGAUUACAGGCAACGUAAUUUCAAAUUAAAAAAAUUCCUGAUUAAUUUUAGGGCUUUUUCUGACCUUGAACAAUUCCUAAGUCACGAUCAUCUGAUGCUAAGAAAAUUAAAUUGCGCACUCUCCAUGUAAGAUACGCGCCUGGGUGGUUGUGUUGAAUUCGAAAGAGAGGCGGGCAUUUGACCUUGUGUAAAUAGACUGCAUUAAUAUUAUAUUACGGAAAAUAUUCAGUAACAGAACAAACGCAGCUUUGGAACUUGUAGGUUGGAAGUCCUAUUGAUGCUCAGCCACACAUUCACACACACACAAAAACACAGAGAACAAAAACUAACUGCCAACUUGAAAGUGUAGGAAAAUCGAUUUCUGGGAUUCAAACCAUUCAUCUACGACGAGCAUUUUUUGAAAGUAACUCAGGAUUUUUUAAAAUGCGCGUAGAAGCAGCCGUUUUAUCAGCUUGAUUGAUUGUAACACUUCUCACUCGUGUUGUCGACGAAUAUAUUAGACUCAAACGAAAAGAACAAAAUGCUUAUAUUGUAUGUUGGUGUUAAUUAAAACUGAAAGAGAGGACGAAUGUGAGGAUUUGGCUUGUAACCUGAGCUAAGAGAAUCAUUCCACUGACUAUUGAUCAAACUACUCGCGGAUCGUGUUGCAGCUUGAAUUUAACAGUUAUCUGAACAACUAGGCGUGUUUAUAUGUUGACAUUUUGUGGCCAGCAUGUUUUUUACACACACACACAAUUCAAUAUACUUUUAUGAUUACGAUAAUAAUUUUUUGGCAAAUCUCAUUAUUUUUAAACGCUAUUCCUUGUUCUUUUCAGAUAAAUUCUAUUUAUCUGUUUCAAAUAUAUGAUGUAUAAUAUAUAUUUUAUUUUGGAGAUGAAGUUUCUUAAUGGACUUUUAUUUAUUGUGGGAUGAAUGUGAUAUUUCAGUUUUUUUCUGUCACGUAAACUCACCAAUUGGUAAAAUGCGUGUAUCCCCAAUGCAUUAAAUCACACAAAGCAGCUCAUUAUUUGUAAAAUACAUACUUAUCGGACCCGCCCGCGUCACUGGAAAGAUUAAAAAGAAGAAGCACACACACUCGAAUUCUCUACAUUAGAAUUUUAUAUUGACGUCGAAAAAAAUGAGGAAUUUUCUAAUUCUCAGUGCUUAUAAUUACGCAUACUUGACUUUCUAAAGAGACGUUAUAAAAAUAUACCAUGAAAAUAUUUAAUGAUUAUAUAAAUAUAUUAUAUUGAGACUCAACCAACAGAUUUAUUUCAAGAUCAAUGAUUAUUCAGAUAAUUGUCAUUUCAUCAUGUAAUUUGUAAAAUAAAGAAAAAACAAUUUUAGCACAA